AGGAGGAGGAGGAGCUGUAGCGGGACCAAUGGUAGCAGCAGUGUGGAAGUUUCUGUUAGAAGGACGACGCGUGUUGCUGUUGCUAUUGCUGUUGUAGAAAGGAUUUUCUGACGUGGUCUUGCUGAUGCGAUUGGGGCUGGUCUUCUGGUGGUGAGGGUGGUAGUUGGUACGAGACGAGGAGCCUGGCGCACCGGCGGAGGAUCUUGCUGGGGAAAGCCGCUCUGCAAGGCGAGGACGAGUUCGCGGCGGACUCGGAGGUAGUCUUGAUGGGCGCGGUGGAGUGGGCGGCGUGGUAGGUUCGAACUCGUAUGGGUUUUUUGCAACGGUGGUUCGAGUGACUUUGCUCUUCCAAGUGCCAUCUGGUUGUUCAGUCUUUUUGGUACGAGUGAACAGCAUCUCGCCCGGAGACUCAGAGGACCAAUUGUACUGGCCUUCGAAUGUCGUGCGCAUGCGCGGAGGGCUACGUCUGCGCGGUUCGGUAUGGUGACCGCCGUAGAGUACGCGCGACGCUCGAGCGGCUUCUUCACGCUCUUCCAUCUCCUCAGCAUCAGGCAUCUCCUCUUCAUCAUCAGACCAAGCCAAGGCUUCCACAAUGGGAAGCCGAGGUCUCUUACUGGGAGACAUGGAGGGAUAGCGGUCAGUCAUCUUGUGCAAAGAGUGUUGCGUUGCGCUCGUGUUUCUGCUGAAGCUUGAUGGUUGCUCUUCUGCAACACAUACUCAUAGGGAGUCACGAUAGGCGGGGUGCAUGGGCAACGUCAAAUUCUUUGAUCAAAGUCGCCGGAUGCGGAAUCUCAAAAUUCCAUCCCCAUUGUGAUUUGAUUCACUCAAUUGCAAAAACUUCCGCAUCCGGCCAUGUGAGCUCCUUCACCAACAAUGGACAUCCGCUGCUUUGUCCUCGACCAUACAACUCCCCUCGCCCCCAAAAGCCCAUCCACAAUGCCUUCUCAUCCACUUCCUUCUCAGCUCGACGAACAGGCAGAAUCAUGGCGGACCCCAACGACUACUCCCGCUAUUUCAGCAAUGCCCAAGACGUCCAGAGGCGCAGACAAGCAGAAGAGGAACUCAUCCUUCGCGCUCAUCGGCAAGCUCAGGAUGAAGCAGAACGACGCAAGAUUGAAGAAGCGCACGCCGAUCGUUUCCAGCUGAGCGGUAGUGGUCGUCCUCGUCCUGCACCGGGAAGAAAGAUGUCAUCACCACAGAACUCCGCGGCAGCAAGACAUGGGAUUCGGAAGUCGAGCAAAGCUACACCUAGACCAUCAGAUCCCCAGCCGGCGCAACGCACCGAGACUUCGGAGCUGUAUGAAAGCUUCAUGAGAGCGCGAGCUCAGCGAGGAGGGAGAGCUCGUUUUACUGAGAAAGACUUGAAUCUUGCUUCAAACUACGGAACUCGGACUGGCCAAGGGAACUGGAAUGGUCCAUCGAGGCCGCAGCAGCGGGCCUAUCGUCGUCCAUCCCCACCGGCUCCAGCGGCCAAAACUUACAGACCAAGUAAGUUCGUCGAGGAGCUGAGCAGCGAUAGUGGUGAUGAUGAAGAGAUGCCACCUCCCACUUCAGCUCGCAGUCCACUGUACAACAAUGUGUCUCGCACUGAUACACGUCCAGCGGCUGCUGCUACUGCUCCAAGGAAGAAUGGACUUUUCAGUCUGAAUCCUCCAACGCCAAGAUCACCAGGCGGGGGACUCUUCGGUAGCAAGUCUCCUACUCGUCCCACUACCAGCUAUGGAGAAGGACUGUUCACCAGUAGUUACAGAGCACCACUUGCGGAACCUGCUGCACCAUCUGCGAAGCGACGGACACCGCCCCAGCAAGAAUACCACGAGGAAGUGGAUUUCUCGGGUCUUGACGAGGAGACGAUCGAGGCCAUUCUGAUGAACAGUCGUGCCAAACGCGAUGCCCUGGGGGGAAACCGCAGAGCACGUUUUGGUAUUCCGUGCUUUCCGAGUCAAGGAAAGAAGAAGAACGCUAUGACACGUCCUAUGCCAAAUCCAAAUUACGGUUUCGAAGACGUUGACGAAGAUCACUACGCUCGUCCCAUAGGUCCCGGGGCUGCUUCUUAUGGCAUCCAGCGCCGCAACGCGAUCCGCCGACCGGGAGCCAACACUGGCGCUUUCGGAGUGGCAGGUCAGUCUCACCUCGCUCGUAGCAAUGCGACCCGUCAACCACAUGUCAAUUCUGGUACACAAGGUCGUGCCGGUGUCUCUGGAGUUCUACGCAACAAUGCACGGUAUGAACCUUCCACUAACGCUGGCAUGUUUGGCACAGCCGGUGUCUCGGGGGUCCAACGACGCAACCGUGUUGACCCCAGGCCGUCCGGAGGUAGAUACGGAUUUGUCCAAAGGCCAGCAGGAGCCACGCAUCAAGCACCUCGUAACCAGGGUGAGCGGGCUGGUGGAGGAUUUGGGACUGUCUGGGAUGGCAAGGGUCGCAGGCGUAGUGCGAGGAACUUGAGUGGCAAGUGAGAUGUCCAAUUGUCGGCAAAGGGUAGGGAGAGCAGUCGAGCUACAAGUGGGCGAACUCGUUGAAAGCGGAGGUCAUGAUUGGGAUGUGUAUGUUAGUUAAUGUUUGGUAAUACGUUUCCGUAUCUCCUUAAAAUGUUCAAUCUAUUUUGCGGUCAGCAUCGAGCCAUGGGUAUCGUGUUCGUACAUGAAGUCGUCGGCUGGUUCUCCAACCAUCCUUGGAACCCUUAUACCAUCUGGGAUCAAAUCUGUGUCCAGCAACGAUGUCACCAUUGCAUUCUGCAAGUGAUCAUGGCAGCCACUUCACCACCAGCGUGAGCGUGGUGUAGUCAUCGCGUCUCUCUUCACCUGGACCCUCGCUCUCAAGUCCCACUAGCCUCUCGAUAGAAACUCAAACUCCGCCCCGCCCCGGCCCCUACGAACACCUCAUUCCUCGCGGUAGGACUAUGCCACAACCACUUGACGGCCCACAGGCACUUCUCACUCUCCGUCUGUGUAGCGACACAUUCCCUCCUCUCAAUACUCCAAAUCUUAGCUUUGCCAUCAUAACUCCCACUCAGCAGGUAUUCUCCACUGAAGUUCCAAUCCAAAGUCAUGAUCCAGCUGCCAUGUCCUGUGAAGUUUGCAACUUGCUCUCCAGAUUGCGUGUCAUACAGUGCAAUGAUCCUCGCGUCACCUGCAGCAGCCAAGUAUCGGUUUGCUGGGGAGAACUUCACGGAUCGGACGGGUUUGAUGAGUCCUGAGAGGGAAUGUGCGAGACGUUUGGUGGAGUUGUUGAAGAUGUAGAUGCUGCCGCUCUGGUGGCCCGUUCCAGUCAUUUCGCCAUUGGGGGAGAUAUCGAUGGACAUGCCGAAGGAGCCUUUGGUGGCAUAAGUCGUGAUCUUCUCUACGGAUGCUGCUGCACUCCCAUCGGAUGUGUCAAGGGAGGAGGUGUCAUAGACAUUGACACGGCCAUCAGAGGUGGUGACAGCAAGGUACUGUCCGUUCUCGUUCAGCGCUGGCGCCCAGUGCUCACCAGCUGCCGUCUUCUUGUCCGAGGGCACGAUGGAGCCUUUGGGCUGCCAUUGCCCACUUUCGUCAUUGUAGUGCCAUACUCGUAGAUCGCCAGCGAAACCCACACUUGCGGCGACUUUGCCGUCGAGACUGGCACAGAUGUGGUGGCAGCCGAGAGGGUGCACUUUGUCGAGUGUCUGCGUGAGUGGAUAUGGGUUCUCGUCUUCGGUGCUGUCGGCGUGGAUGGUCUGCCCGCGGGUGCUGUAAAUCUUGAUACUGGACGAGCCGGAAGCGGUCAGGAGGUGUGAGGGCGUGACGGCGAGCGAGAAGAUGUCGGUGGGAUGCGCGUCCGGGAUGGUCAGCGUUUGGAGGUAUUGCUUCGACUGCGGGCGAAGAAGAAGAUGAACGAGUCAGUGGUGGGUCUAUACAGG
This is a messenger RNA of Sphaerulina musiva SO2202, 3880 nucleotides long. RefSeq lists its product as uncharacterized. Bases 693 to 2459 code for a protein of 588 amino acids. The record is from RefSeq and is a predicted model, not a curated record. NCBI's taxonomy places the organism in Eukaryota, Fungi, Ascomycota, Dothideomycetes, Mycosphaerellales, Mycosphaerellaceae. The transcript has a single exon.